Messenger RNA from Macroventuria anomochaeta, 348 nucleotides. RefSeq lists its product as uncharacterized. The transcript has 2 exons. The record is from RefSeq and is a predicted model, not a curated record. Bases 1 to 348 code for a protein of 115 amino acids. Gene Ontology annotation, cellular component: cytosol. NCBI's taxonomy places the organism in Eukaryota, Fungi, Ascomycota, Dothideomycetes, Pleosporales, Didymellaceae.
AUGGCGAGCAACGACAUCUCAGACAUCAAGACACCGCCGUCCUGCACGGCAGACUUUUGCCUCAUCCCACUAGGUACACCGACAGCGAGUGUGUCGAAGGAAGUUGCGGAGGUGCAGAGGAUCUUGAAGAGGAGUGGACUGAACUACUCUAUGCAUUCGGCAGGGACUACACUUGAGGGCUCAUGGGAUGACUGCAUGCGAGUCAUUGGACAGUGCCAUGCUCUGCUUCAUCAGAACGGUGUUGUGAGGAUCCAGAGUGACAUCAGAAUUGGUACCAGAACGGACAAGAAGCAAGGCUUCAAAGACAAGGUCGAAGCUGUUGAGAAGCUGUUGAAGGACGAUAACUGA